Messenger RNA from Dibothriocephalus latus, 1152 nucleotides. Lineage: Eukaryota; Metazoa; Platyhelminthes; Cestoda; Diphyllobothriidea; Diphyllobothriidae. The record is from the annotation of a GenBank genome assembly.
AUGACUCCUCUGCAGUACAAAGCUCUUCAGGCUUCUGGACAGAUCCCAGUCAACGUCUACGCCGCCGGUCAGAUUCCAAUGCCAGCAACUGCACCUAAUGCACCUCUUACACUUAAUACGAAUAUACCAUUCGCUGGAAGUGCCGUUUGUCGUCAAGCUCGACGCUUAUACGUGGGCAAUAUUCCAUUCACUGCUACAGAGGAAAAUAUGAUGGAGUUCUUCAAUAAGCAAAUGAAAUCCCAAAACUUGGUGCAAGCUGAGGGGAACCCAAUUAUUGCUGUCCAAAUCAACAUGGAGAAAAACUUCGCCUUUCUGGAAUUCCGUUCAGUUGACGAAACAACUCAGGGGCUUGCUCUUGACGGCAUUCUCUUCCAGAAUCAGGCUUUAAAGCUUCGCAGGCCACGUGAUUACGCACCUCUUCCAGGUGUGAGCGAGACACCGUCAAUUAUAGUUCCCGGUGUUGUGAGUACAGUUGUUCAAGAUUCUCCACACAAAGUGUUUGUGGGCGGAUUACCGAAUUACCUAAACGAAGAUCAAGUUAAAGAGCUUCUUCUGAGUUUCGGACCUCUUAAAGGAUUUAAUUUAGUCAAGGACGGAUCAACUGGUUUGUCUAAAGGAUAUGCAUUCUGCGAAUAUGUUGACCCUAACGUUACUGACCACGCAUGUGCCGGAUUGAACGGAAUGCAACUCGGUGAUAAGAAGUUAAUUGUGCAGCGAGCAAGUGUCGGAGCAAAGAACUCGGGUGGUGCCAUGGCAGCACCUGUAAUACAGAUACCAGGUCUCAAUGAUGCCUUGGUCCCCAACACUACUGGUUCGGGCAAUAUUACCGUUCGCAGUGGUGGGCCACCAACCGAAGUCCUCUGCUUGCUUAACAUGGUCGAACCUGAUGAACUUAACGAUGAUGAAGAGUACGAGGAUAUCGUCGAGGACAUAAGAGUGGAGUGCAGUAAGCAUGGAAUCGUACGAAGUCUUGAGAUACCGAGACCUAUUCCUGGCGUCGAAGUUCCUGGUGUUGGGAAGAUUUACGUCGAAUUUGCAAGUCUGAUUGAUUGCCAAAAGGCUGCCAGUGCUCUCAGUGGUAGAAAAUUCAACAGCCGCCUUGUUGUAACGUCAUUCUAUAGUCCUGACAAGUAUCAUCGCCGCGAAUUUUAA